GAUCCAAAGUACCAGCUAACUCUAUCUUGUUGGAUUUCAUUCAUGGUACACACAACCAGGUUGCAAGUUGCUAGCUAUCAUUAUCAUGGGGACCCACCAAACCAAGAAAGUAAUUAGAAGCAAUCCAUUGUUCAUGCUUUUUCAGAAAUUAGUAAUUUCUUCUUCUUCUUUUUAUCCCCUUGCACGUUUCAAUCAAGAAGCCGUUUCAAUUUUCAUGUCUAUUCUUUAAUUCUUUUUCCUUUUCCUCUUCUUUUUGUUUUCAAAAUAUAAAGAGAUAAAAAAGAGUUUUGGGUCCACAUAAAACUCUGUUGAAGUCUGAGCUCAAAUGGAGUUUUAUUUAUUUAAGUGUCUCUAUGGAUGAUCAAAGAGGUUUUGGCUUCUGAUUCUGAAAAAAAAAGAAGGAAGAGAGAGAGACGGGGGGUUUAGGCUGCUGGGCAUCACUAACUUGGCCUUUUACACCAAAAAAUCGAAGCUGAGAGGAUUGCAAUCAUACUACUAAGAUACAAACUGGAAAAGUCUAAAACCUGUUGCUGCGGGGCAAAUUUGUGAUCACUAUGGACCUGAAAGGGAUAACAUGGGUUGGUGAUUUUUAUCAGAAGUUUGAAGCUAGGUUGUUGGAAGUGGAAGAAAUUAUGUGCGAGGAAGCAGUUAAAUAUGUGGAAAAUCAGAUGCAGACUGUUAGUGGUAAUGUGAGGAAAUUCUAUUCGGAUGUCAUGCAAGAUUUGUGCUCUCCAGAUUCAGAGGUUCCUGCAAAUGGGGCAGUCUCUAAGUUGCCUGUAGAUUUGGGAGCAGCUGAUGUUGGGGUCCACUUGAAGCCAGAUGAUGGUGCGAAAGAAACAUGUGAGAAGGCUGAUGAUUUGAGGCUGUUGACUGGGUAUUCAAAGAUGACUACUGAUCAUGGUCCUGACCGUCUCCCAGUACGUGAAAGGAUUUCUAUCAGAAGAAUCUCAAGGCAACAUAGUAAAGGAAGUCUGUCCAAUAAAUCAAACCUGGACAUGCAUGGAAACUCUAAUUGCAAGAAUGUGUCUCCAAAAGAGACAUCAGGGAUCACCACACCUUCGAGUAAACAUCUGAUUGGAUACUCAACAAUUUCUGAACAUUCUGAUCAAAAUCUGGAAGCAUCUUGUGACUGGAAUGCAAGACUUAUAACUCCAGGGUCUGUUGAAGUUACAGAGCAUUUCUCCAUAGAAAAAAGUAAAAAAGAGAUUGAAAAUGCAAGGGAGCACAUGCUUGAUAUUUCAUUCUAUAAACCAUCAUUGGAUAUGGUUAAUAUCACUGAAACUGGCAGGCAUGAAGGAACAAACAGGAGGCCUUCCAGCUUCAACAUAUUAGAAGAAUCAAAUGCUGCAGGUGUUUGUUUAAACAAUGGGUUGUUUUCUAUGACAGACUUUUCUGCAAAUGGGAAUAUGCAGACUACCAAAUUUGCAUACGAGGAGGAUUUUGUGUCUAAUUCAGAUGAAUGGGGAAUAGAUUCAGACAAAGACGGUACCCUCAUUGAAGAGGAUAUGGAAAUCAUCCAACAAGUGGAUAAGGCUCAGCUUGAGGAAACCUGUGUUUUAAUGAAUGGAGAUGAACUUGAUGCUUCUCGUGAAGGCAAAAACAAGCCUUACAAGAUCAGUUUUCAAAAGCUUGUGCUGCUUUCUUGCAUACAAAGCUGGAUGUGCAUCGCUUCUAUACUGUUGAUAGCUUGGUAUUGUUCAGGUAUCUCACUGGUAUCAUCAUGCUUCCAAUUGUUUUCUCAAUAAUUUCUUUUGCUGGGUCAGGAAAUGUACACAUAGGAUUUAACCAUGAUGGGUUGUGUUUUAUUGUUACACUGGUGUUGUGGUGAUAUGCCACUGAAAACGAUGGUUGUUUUGGUCGCAUCAAGGUGGCGAAUGAUCCAACAAGGCCAGGUCCUAAUGCCUUUAUUGAAUGCAGAUUCAGUCAUUUCCUCUGCUAAUUUUCCUUUGUAUUGGAACAAAUCCCACCUGCAAAAGUUGACAUCCACUUUGACAUUAUUUGUCUUUCAAAUUCCACAAGUUGACUAACCUUGUCAUUGUAGCUUUACCAGAAACUUAUGGCUUGAGCUUCCCACUGUAAACCACCAGGUCAUGGCCACUGUUGAAAACCAUGGCAUCGUCUCCCCGGCACUUUUGGGCUAAGGGCGACAGUUUGUCAAGAAGCCUUAGAACUCUGCUCCCGUUUCUUGCUUGUGUUUCCCUAAAAUGGGCUCAACAAAACUCCGGUAACAGGAGUAAAAUCCUAUGUUUCAAGUUUUUCUUAAGUUGAUUCAUGGUUAUAAUUCAACUAAUAGAAUCACUAGGGGAUUAGAAACAGAGUAAAAUAUUGUAAUCUUACCUGUGCUUUGAAGAACUUAUAGACACAGCCUCCAUCAGUAUGAGCUCAAGAAGAAGGUAUGGCAGAAUGAAGAAGGCAAGCUAGAGGUUCCCAUUGGUUUC
This is a messenger RNA of Populus nigra (black poplar), 2438 nucleotides long. RefSeq names its product senescence-specific cysteine protease SAG39-like. Gene Ontology annotation, molecular function: cysteine-type endopeptidase activity. Lineage: Eukaryota; Viridiplantae; Streptophyta; Magnoliopsida; Malpighiales; Salicaceae. Bases 555 to 1745 code for a protein of 396 amino acids. The record is from RefSeq and is a predicted model, not a curated record. The transcript has 6 exons. Gene Ontology annotation, cellular component: lysosome.